Messenger RNA from Sus scrofa (pig), 1524 nucleotides. It is a transcript of the gene LAG3, whose product is annotated as lymphocyte activating 3. The record is from RefSeq and is marked provisional. Gene Ontology annotation, molecular function: transmembrane signaling receptor activity; MHC class II protein binding. NCBI's taxonomy places the organism in Eukaryota, Metazoa, Chordata, Mammalia, Artiodactyla, Suidae.
AUGGGGGAGGCUCACUUCCUCAUCUGGCUGCUUCUGCAACUGCUCUGCGCGGCUGCAGUGGAGGCUCCAGACCCAAGGGCAGAGGUCCCGGUGGUGUGGGCCCAGGAGGGGGCUCCUGCCCAGCUCCCCUGCAGCCCCACAAUCCCCCUCCAGGAUCUCAGCCUUCUGCGAACAGGACAAGUCACUUGGCAGCAUCUACCAGACAGGGGCCCCGCGGCGCCCUCCCCUCAGAGCCCGGGGCCCCGCCGCUACACGGUGCUCAGGGUGGCUCCCGGAGGCCUGCGCAUCGGGAGGCCGCCACUGCAGCCCCGCGUGCAGCUGGAAGAGCGCGGCCUCCAGCGCGGGGACUUCUCGCUGUGGCUGCGCCCGGCCCGACGCGACGACGCCGGCGAGUACCGCGCCGCCGUGAGCCUCCGGGACCGGGACCGCGCCCUCGUCUGCCUCCUCCGUCUGCGCGUGGGCCAGGCAGCGGUGACGGCCAGCCCCCCCGGGUCUCUGUGGACCUCGCAUUGGGUCAUUUUGAACUGCUCCUUCAGCCGCCCUGACUUCCCAGCCUCCGUGCACUGGUUCCGCGGCCCAGGCAGAGUCCCUGUUCAGGAGUCCCCUCAUCAGCACUUAGUCGGAAACUUCCUCUUCCUGUCCCAAAUCAGCCCCUUGGACUCUGGGACCUGGGGCUGCAUCAUCACCUACAGAGAUGGCUUCAAUGUCUCCAUCACAUACAACCUCACAGUUCUGGGUCUCCAGCCCCCUGUCCCUCUGACAGUGUAUGCUGCAGCCGGUGCCACGGUGGAUCUGCCCUGCCACCUGCCUCGGGGUGUGGGGACCCAGUCGUCUCUCACUGCCACGUGGACCCCUCCUGGGGGAGGUCCUGACCUCCUGGUGGCCGGGGACCAUGGCAACUUUACCCUUCGACUAGAGGCUGUGAGCCAGGCCCAGGCUGGGACCUACACCUGCCGCGUCCAUCUUCAGGGGCAGCAGCUUAGUGCCACUGUCACUUUGGCAGUCAUCACAGUGACCCCCAAAUCCUCCGGAUUACCUGGCAACCCGAAGAAACUGCUCUGUGAGGUGACACCGGCAUCCGGGCAAGAGCGCUUUGUGUGGAGCUCCCUGGACAAGAGGUCUUGGAGGAGCUCCCCGGGACCCUGGCUGGUGCUGCAGGAGGCCAGACUCCUUUCUCAGCCCUGGCAGUGCCAGCUGUACGAGGGGGAGAGGCUUCUGGGGACCGCAGGAUACUUCACGGAGCUGUCUCGCCCAGGUGCCCAACGCUCUGGGGGAGCCCUGGGGGCCCAGAAAACAGGCCACCUCCCUUUCCUCAUCCUUGGUACCCUCCUCCUGCUCCUUUUGGUUUCUGGAGCUAUUAGCUUUCACGUGUGGAGAAGACGGUGGCGCCCGAGAAGAUUCUCUGCCUUAGAGCAUGGGACUCACCCACCCCAGGCUCAGAGCAAGACUGGGGAGCUGGAGCCAGAACCAGAGCUGGAACCCGAGCCGGAGCUAGAGGUGGAACCGCAGCCAGAGCAGCCCUGA